Molecule: messenger RNA, 1409 nt
Organism: Zophobas morio
Lineage: Eukaryota; Metazoa; Arthropoda; Insecta; Coleoptera; Tenebrionidae
Exons: 5
Coding region: 56-1363 (435 amino acids)
Biological process (GO): signal transduction
Source: RefSeq, a predicted model, not a curated record
UUUGACAUUCCAUUUUUUUAAUGUGAAAUUGUCACGUUUGCCCGAAAUAAUAGCAAUGAACGAAGCAAACAUUUUUUGUAUAAACAGGUUUGACUUUGGAAUUCCAUUGGAAGACAUUUUCCCGUCUAACAGCAUCCACCCUCGACUACACAACCUCUUCUGGCAAGCAAGUGUCGCCCUAAAGCAAUCGAACUUCCGCCUAAAAUACGUACUUAAUCAAUUUGAAGGUACUCUGAGCGAUGUGCUAGACCUCAAGGAAACUCUAGUCAAUGGAAAACUACACCACUGCGACAAAAUGCCUCCGUCGUCUUUGUUUUGGCUACUGAGACACUUCUUAGGCCUUCUUCCUCUCCCACUCUUCCCCCAUUUUACAGACGGGAGGAGUUACAACUGGGAGUAUUUAGCGACUCAGUGCAGACUUAGCAAAAUGGACUCGGACGCUGAGCUAGAAUCAGAAAUUGCUUGGUGGGUACACAGACUCCCUAAAGUUAACAUCAUGUUAAUCUACACUUUGAUCAAUUUCUUGCGAAAAAUUUCAACGAGGCGUCGUUCUUCUACUAAACUCAACUGGGAGAACAUCAUGGCGGCUACCACUUAUUUUGGUCCGUCGCUAUUCGUUCGACCUUACAGACCAGGAAUUGUCACUAAAUCAGAUACUUUGUAUUUUCCACUACUGUGCUACUUGAUAGUGCACUGGACUAGAAUAAGGAGAGAAGAACACGAUUGCUUUAGACAGUUAGAAAAUAAGUUGUCUUCGAUUUGGGAGCACGAAGAACCCGACAAAGACAAAAUUAAAGACUACAACGAACUGUUAAGAUAUAGACUUUUGGAGUGUGGUUGUCAAACCAGUGCUUGGUUAUUGACAGCCACAAAUGAUAAAGAUAUCAGUGACGAAGAUUCGUUGUCAGAGCACAAACACGAAACGCCAAGGCUCAACUUGUGGGACCAAGAAGACAACGAAGAAGUAAAGACUGAGCAAAAUGAAGAUAUAGAAGAAAAACAAGCUGAUUCUAUUGAAAAUAAUCUUGACACAACAAUAUAUGAAGAAAUUUCCAACGACAAAAUAAACUCAAAUAGCGAGACGGUGAUCUACAAACAGAAAGACAGAAGCAUUUUCACCCCAAACACUCUUAAGAAAAAGUUAGUCAAAGCUAAUAUCUCUCUAGUGAAUGUCAUCUCCAAAGUUAAUGAAAAAUUGAAAUCUGGGCAGGAGUUGUUGAAGUCAAGAAGUGGUACGAAAGUGGAUAACGUGAAGUACGAUUUGUUGAAGGAUUUGGAGGUUAAGAAAGUGCAGUCGCUUCAGGUUAACCACGUUGUCACCGAAUCGCCAAACAUUAAAUACCAAAAAUUGAUGACUUUGUAGUGACUAUGUAGCUUGUGUGAAAUAAAUACUUCAGGUCUUUAGCAAA